Molecule: messenger RNA, 7646 nt
Organism: Porites evermanni
Lineage: Eukaryota; Metazoa; Cnidaria; Anthozoa; Scleractinia; Poritidae
Source: the annotation of a GenBank genome assembly
AUGGCGGUUGCUUAUAGCAGAGACUCAUUUGGAGAUAAAAACCCCGUGGUAAGUGAGUCAGGAUUUCAAUCUUGGGACAAACACAACUCUUUGACGUAUGGCAGAACUACUGUAGAUUUAAUUUCGGUUGCGGUUCUUUAACAAAUCCAACUUCUUGAAUUUGUUUGUUCUUUUGAACGAGAGUUUUGAAGACAAAAACGCUCAUUUUCUAUUGCCGUAAAUGAAAUUAUUACAUGGCUAAGUCUGUUUUUGCCCUGUGAUUCUUCAGAUGGUCUAUAACUGUAGCUAUGCGUACCAAAAUGUCAAAAGCAAAUACUUAUUUUGCAGCUCGAAAUCUGUUUUAUCUCCAAAAUAAGAUUGAAAGUAUUAGUGUCUGUAAACCCUAAGGUCUAGGGUGUUAACUUCGGUUUUUCAAAUGUUAAUACGCGUUUAUUUGCGAGCGAAGCGGACGUAGAAACUGAAUCGUUAUUUUACCAAAGAAGAGGAUUCCAGUCUAGUCAAAAAUCGCAAGACACAGUUAAGAAGACAACACUGGACUGGCAGAGAUCCGAGAUGCUUUGCUAGAGAAAAACGAGCGGUUCCUUCGACUAACAAACGUACCUGCACCUGAUCUUGACUAGCUUUUUAGUCACCAGGUGCCCGUUUCUCGAAAACCCCGAUAAUUAACGGGCGCGUAAAGCUGUUGUUGUUUACAUGCAAGAUAGAGGUUUCAAUAGUUUUGCAUCUAACAUGACAAAACUAUCAGUUAAUGAAACAAACUGGAGUAGUUUGCUAGCCAGGAUCCGCGCCCUUAUGCUCUAUAUCUCGAAUAAAUAUUUGAUUUCGGGCCCGAAAAGUUACCGGGACUUUCGAGAAACGGGCCCCAGUAGCUUUUUUUGCAAAGAGCAACGAAAGAGAGAUGGAAGCAAUUUGGAGCCAGACACAGUGUUUAGUUUUCAAAAGACUCCAACGUCAUGUAAGCUAGCUAAAAACUUACAGUGUUCUUAGUUUUGACUGGAUAAAUUUUUUCAACCUGGUGCUUUUGCACUUUGAUUUACUUUUAAAGCCUUCAGUUUGUGCUAUUGUUUUCUUGAGCCAAUGAAAACUUUCACUUUCUGAUGCCUGUCAAAUAACUGCCUAAGCGCUUGACCUGCACUUUCUAUCCGGUCCCUUGAACAGGACGCGAUAUAAUACAUAUCUUGUUACUAAGCGUUAGUAAUAAGAUAUCUAUUAUAUCGCGUGUUGUAAGCCUUGUUUUUUUUUUGGUCCAUACUGUAAAUUACGCACCGUCGUUUUUUUUUUGUUAAAGGACCGAGUUUUCUUUCUUUUUUAUUUUCUCCCAUCGAUUUUUAUGGCCUGCGCCCUUCCCGCUUGGGCCAUAAAUCGAUGGGCAAAAAAAAAGAAAAGAAAGAAAACUCGGUCCUUGAGUUACAGUACAGAUCUCAAAGUCGGCUAACAAGAGGUAUUAAUGGCACUUCGUUGUUAAUAAUAAUUCGUUGCAGGUUACCGCUGGUCAGAAUGGAAAAUGUGCAUACUAUUUUGGUGGAAGCUCUGCCGCGAAUGCAAUGGCGUCAGGAUUGAUCGCACUCGCCCUUGAGGCCAAGUACGACUAAGUGUAUAAACGGAUUAUUUCAAAAGUAGCAAAGAUAACAACCGGUAAUAGGAAGCUUAAGCAACCACGAGGAAGACGGCACUUAAAACGUCAAUAAAAAAAAUACUCGUGUUCUUUUUACAAAAUUUCAUCGCGGUUAUUUAGCCUCUCUCAAUUUGCCAAAUGUAUGGGAACUUUCUUGAAACUGAACCCUAAAACACUAUAUUGAACUUCAAAAUAGCAAUGAAAGCUCCACGUCUAGUAUUCAUGUCUUCCAUAAAACCGUCACAUUAAGUAGGAAGUUACUCAGUGGACGCGCUGUGGAAGUGAAAGAAAUACAACAAAAAGCUAAGCAUCAUGAACGUGCAGAGUUGUCUUGCUCAUAAUUUUUCUUUGACUUCCUUACUGCCAUCUUCGUAGUGGCUGCUCAAGAUCCCUAAUUAGGCCCGGUUCAGACGCCCCACUUCACAUGAGCCUAACUGAAUUGAAUGUUACUGAUAUGGGGAACGGGGAGCGGGGAACGAGUACGGGAAGGAACGGGGAAAUUAAAAAUUGGAACAAAUCCUAACUUGAACCCUAGCCCUAUCAGGAACUUCAUUUCCAAUUCCCGCAAUUUAUUCCCACUUUUCAUUUUCCCGUUCUCGUUCCCUGCUCAUUUUUCCUCGUUUUAGUCACAUGCAACUGAAUUCAAUGAAUUAAGUUUAUGUGAACUACGGCAUCUGAAUCAAUUCAGCCGGCUCUUAAAUUAGUUUAAGUCUGACUAAAUUCAAAUUCCAUUCGGGUCUAACGAGGUACGGCGUAUGAACCGGGGCCUAACAGUCCAGUUUCGAGUAAAACAUGGACCCUGAAUGAAAGCAGCAAAGACGCAUGUUUACAUGUUUAUAUGGCCAAAACAAGCCCGAGUAGAAGGGUCACCCUCCAAGCCGAGUCAACGUUAGCGAACCUUUAUCUGAGAAAAAGGUUGAUUCCUUUGCUCGAACGAACAGCGCUCGCGCAUGACUGUCUCACCUUGAUUGAGUUGUUCCGGCUUGGUGAGCCAAGGUUUUUGUAUGGAGAAGAGUUGGCGCGGCUGCGAGGGUGAUGACCUUAACAUCACAAAAGAGUGACCCGGCUGGGCGGGCUCGCCCAGGGUAGCUUGGCCAGGCAGGUGACCCUUGACAAUAAACUGGGCCUUAGCCUCAAUCUCGAGUAAAUAUAGGUACGUUUAAAUAAGUAGACCUUGUUUUUUAUGCGUGUGAGUCGAACUAAAGCUCGGCGAGACACAUCCGCACCGGACGCCUUUAUAAUGAAGUGGAUUCUGUCUUUCACAGGAUUCUUUCAAGGUAAAAUUAUUAGGAUAAUGCUGCCUAUUAGAUACCGAGCAACAAUGGAAAAUGUAAAAAAAUUAACGCAAGUAUUCAUGCGCCCUUAGUUAAAGCAGUGAUUUUUUUUUGUUUCAGUAAAAAAUUGACGUGGCGCGACGUUCAACACAUCAUUGUUAGAAGUUUAAGGUUUGCUGGAAGGAAUCCGCCUGAUAUGGUUGAAAAUGGCGCUGGGCUGAAAGGUUAGAGGAAACAAAAGAAUUAACAAAUUUAUUAGUGAAUGUGGCUGACUGUUUGCCGCGUUUCUUAAUAUCACAACAUCCUUUUGUUCUUUCUUAUGUCCUUAAUAAUCCCUAAAGAAACUAUUUUCCUUCAAACUGGCCUUAACAAUUAAGAAAAGCUAACGGUUCAAAUGUAAUUUUUACCUUUUGGUGGAUUUAAGGACUUUCUCAUUUCAUGGUAGAUUGAAUGGAACGAAGGAGGGAUUUUUUUAUUCAUCAAAACACAGUUAUAGAAUAACAUUUUUCAGUGCUUUUUUGAUUCCGUCUGUUUUUAAAAUGCUCCCGAUCUAGUAAAGUUAGUGAGUGAUCAAUACCAUAUGGCAUAUUUUUGGGGAAACGAAACGCUUUCGGGACUUUCCCACGUUUGAUGAAGCGUUGGAUUUUGACAACAACAAAGCACUUUCAACAUUUAAGGAAUUCUGUUAAUUUUUAUUAAGAAAUCAUACAAGAGCAGAAAUCCGAAGCUUCAAACUGCAAACUCGUCAGAAAGAAUCCUCCAGCAAUCUUAUUUAUUUUUUGAAGCUGUUAGCUGGUGCACCUGGCAAAGCUUUCGGCCUUCGUCUCUUGCCCGCAAAAUAUAAGACAAAAAUUAAGGAUUUUAAGAAUACCAGACUAGAUAUUGCCUGAAGUAAAGGUGAAUUCCUCUCGCCCAAUAACUUCGCUAUGUAAAAGAAAAUUAAGAGGCUAGUUCUUUCUUUCUAUAUUUUUUACUCCGCUUUUUUCAUGGAAAAACUUUGAUAACAGCGAACAGCAAUAACUAACAAUGAAUUUAAAAUAUACAGAAAUGUUAGGUAUUGUUGUCCACGAAAAUAUGAAACUUGGAGACAAUAUAGCCUGCGAAAACAGACGUUUCUCCUCGCUCAUCGCCGCUGGAGGACAUUUCGCGAGGAGGAACGUCUACGACUCAGCGACAGAAAUUCCAUACUGUUGACGUAAAAUUCCGAAUCCGGUCAUAAGCGCUGAUUGGACGUCGGAGUAGUUAUGUUGUUCUAGCCAUUGUUCAGGAAUGACAGACAAAAGACAAAGGGCUACAAAGGUCAAAUAUAAACCCGAUGAAUCUAUAACAAAACAGUCAAUAUUUGUGGAAUAUAUUCUUCUCUAGAAGAAGCAUUUGAGUUUUGCUGGAUCUCGUUCGCAAAUGAACACAACACUUUACCAAAAUCGAUCAGGAGAAACGUUAAAUUUGGACAAAUUUGCUUUUGGAACCUCAUAACUACCAGAUUUAUUAUGUAAACGUUGAUGUACGUCAUCAAUAUGGAAUUUCUGUCGCUGAGUCGCAGACGUUCCUCCUCGCAAAACGUCCCAAGCGGCGAGGAGCGUUAAGAAACGGCUGUUUUCGCAGGGUAGAGACAAUACCCUGAAUACUGAGAGGCUCUCGCUUUUAAAAACCAAAUUUCAACAAAAAGUUAGCGAAUUGUAGCCGUUAUUUUACAAAAAUAUACUUAAUAAAAUUACAAUAAUUAGUAAAGUUACAAUAUAUCAAUAAUCGUGAAACUGAAAGGUCGUAUAAGGCGACAGUUAUUCACGGGAAUCUCAAAAAUCUAUCGAGCUGUUUCAAAAUUAUUCGGUUAUUUGUUAGGAAGAUCAAAACUGUUGUUUACGGACCGUUCAUAAGAGCGCCUCGAUACGCAUCAAUCAAAUCCUUCUGUCAAGGAAUCGGCUGGAGCUAUCGUCAAUAUCUUUCACCGCGUUUUUAAAAAGAUUGAAACUACUAUGAGAUAAGAUUGCAUUUCAAAAGCGCUUCGUUUUUUACCGAACUCAAGAUUGUCCAAGUUUUAACUUAUUUGUGUUCAUAAAAAUUUCAUCCCACAAUAUCUUGAUAACGCUCUGAUAAAUUUCGAACAUUAGGCGGCUAUUGGAGGUAAAAGCUUCCUUGAACGAUUUUGGAAGAACAGUUCCCAGUGCCGAGAAAUACGGCUGCAAGUGAAAUAGGCAAUUUCGUUGCUAUAACAACUCCGAUGUCAUUGGAACCUUGAUCAUGAUAAAUUAUCAUCUCUAUCUAAUACGGCUGUGUUGGUAAUUUUUCCAAAUCAUUGUUAGUGGCGACGUAGUUUAUGGUCAAACUUAAGAGGUAUUGACCCUGAAAAACCCCAUCGAGCCACCUUAAAAGUGAAAUGUUUCACGGCAAGCUGUAAAAAAAUGCCCAGACUGUUUCCGUGAGACCAUGUACAGUCCUUAAUGAUAAUCCUGACGUUAUAUACAGCAAAACUGGAGUGACCCAUUCAGCCUUGGGGAUUGUUUGUCAUAUGAAAAGCUUUCGUUUUGCGUUUUGCCUUCAUUUUAGGUAUUUUACAUGUAUCAAUCAAAUCAAUCAAUCAAUCAAUCAUUUAUUUUAACACGUUACGUCAAAGAGCCCAAAAAACUCGUUCAAAAUACGAACGUGUAUAAAUAAAAUCUAUAAUAAUUACAGCUAUAUAAUAUUAUUCAAUUUUAAAAACAACUCAAUAAAUAUAUACAUAUAAAACACUUGGUAAUAAAAACAUAAAAUAUAAAAAGCCAAAAGCGACUAAAAAGUCACAUACUAAAAACGUGACUAGGAAAACUAUAAUAAUCGUUCUAAAAACAGUUAAAGGCUACAAUCGUGCAUUAUAAGACACGUUCUAAAAAGCUGCAGUCGUGCAAUUUACUUCUGAAGUCAUUAGCAUCACUUGAAAGACGCACUUGAGAAGGCAAACUGUUCCAUAACUUAGUUAAUGAAUAAGUGAAAGAAUUCUUCUUAAAUUUAAGAUUAAAGUUAGGUAAUUCCAAAUUCAAGCCCUCGCCUCUUAGCCUAUACGGUGUAUACCUAUAUUUAAAAAGGCUUCCAAUAUAAGUAGGUUCCGUACCAUUUAAGCAUUUAAAAAGAAGUAUUAACGCCUGGUGUAAGCGCCUACAAUAAAAGGAUUUCAUGCUAGCCGUAGUGAGCAGCUCGUCGUAUGACAUUGACUGGUUGUGCCCGAUUAAUGUUCUCAAAAUAUAACAGUUGCCACCUUCGAGACGGUUGCGUUGACCCGUACCUAUGCCGGAGGACUGCAGUAUUCGAGAUGAGGUAAUAUAAUUUAAAUGCUAUAAAGUUUUAUCAUUGCAUCAUGAGGAAGAAAACGCCUUAUUUUUCUCACUGCAGAGGCCUUCGCAUAGGCUUUCUUUAGUUGAUCUGAUAUGUGUUUUUCUAUUACUUUGUAGUAAGCAAUUAUUUGGGAUUUGGGCUAAUGGACGCGCUUCAAAUGGUCACCUUUGCAAGGAAGUGGAAGAAUGUACCGAAACAAAUGCAUUGUGAAGUGCAAAAAUACCUAGGCAUCUACGUCAAGUACGUUACUUUUGCUUAAUUUAAAAUUUGUUCGUUAUUAUUAUUAUGCAGAGUUAUCAACUGGAUGUUGAAAGGUUAAAACGCUACACAGGGCACACAGCGUAACCCGUGUGCCUAGGAGUUAAAAAGAAGUAUAACAAAAUAUAUAUAAUAAUUGCACAAAAAUCACAAAGGAGCAUCUUUAGAUUGUUAAAGAUUAGUGAAAUGUCUCUCACGAUUCUCUCAUACAUGCAUAUUCUUUGUCGGCGAGUUGAUUUGGUAAAAAAAAGCACUCUUCUUGGUAUAAUCAUCUUCAUAUUCUUUGCAUGUGUUCUAAGGCAUUGUAGAGUGAUGACAGGCUACUAUGUGACAUUGAAAUAUCAGGCAAAACCCAGAACUAUCGCCUGAAAAGUGUUUGCAACUUUAAAGUGACUCGAUUCUAGUUAAUUUUGCCUUGCAAACAACAUAAUUGGACUUCAGGCACUUAUUCCAUUGAGAUCUCAAGUAGGCUCGAUUACCAGUCACUGUUCUUAAAAUGAGCCCGCGGAAAUCAGGCCUAAUUAUCGAGUAAAUCAUAUGAAAACGUUAAUUUUCAGGGGCGUAGCUAGGAUUUUCAAAGGGGAGGGGUCACACUGUAUCACACCCAUGGUACUUACCAGAUGGGUAUGUUUACAUCCUCUUGAACUGAUAUUUUUUUCGGAUGAGUAGUGCCCGUUGGGGGAGGGGGGGGGGGGGCUACAAAACAGCCGGAAAAGAUGUAUUGCAUGUUGAUUCUUCGGAUUUGCGACUUUUCGCCACCUGAACAAUAGGGACAUGAAAGCAUCAUCUCACAAAGGGGGGCGUGGGAGGCAGGGGUGCCCCAGGACCCCCCUGGACCACGCCCUGGACUAGAUAUUUAAUUCAUUAUACAAACACUGUUCGCUCGGUGCUUCUUUCAUAGGCCCCUUACACCUAAAAUAGAGAUUUUGCCUAACCCCUGCAAGGAACGAAUUGGCUUUCUGGAACAUGUUCUUGUUAGAGUCAACCUUACAGUUUGGCCUAGAGGAGACUUGCUACUGUCCUUGAAGUCGCCAAAUGGAACAGUGUCUCGUCUUACUCAGCACCGGCCGUUCGAUAGAUUUAAAAGCGUCUCCACUAACCUCACAAACUGGUAUAUUUUGACUCUUCAUCACUGGGGCGAGGAUCCAAGAGGAACCUGGGCAUUAAAGGCUGAUGGCAAUUAUGGUUAG